AUGAAGGUCAACAUCGCCUACAAUAUACUUUGCGCCGUUUCACUCGGUCUGGUCAAGCUAUCCAUUAGUUUCUUUUUCUUAAAGAUAUUUAAUACGUGUAGUAGUAGAUAUAAACGAGUGUUAUGGGCAACCAUUGUUUUUAUAGCUUGCUUUACCAGUUCUUUUGUUUUCGCGCAGCUUUUUAUAUGUAUACCACCCUCGUGCUUAUGGGAAAACUCAGGGGAACCUUGGCAGGGAUGUAAGUGUCAUGACUUUUGGGAGGGUGAAGGAGUAUAUCCGGCCAUCAAUGCGGCGUUGGACGUCUGGUGGCCCGAUCCUUUGGAUUUGCAGCUCUGGUAUGCCCUAGAGUCUAUCACGGCUUUCACAGUGGCAUGCGUACCCUUCAUCCGCCUGAUGAUGGUUCGUAAGAUCAUUCCCUUCGUGAAAGCAAGCUUUGCCUCCUUGUGUCUACCAGUCGAACAACGAAACACCUCGCAACGAACCAUCAUAAGGCCUCCCCCCACGAGGGAUAGAAACCUAGACGAGACAUCGUCGUUCUCAGAGACAAAUAUGCCGCAAAUCACCGACGCCGGCGGGCUAAUUUUUCCAAGAGAGGGUUCACAACUUGGCGUACCGCUUCAAAAUGAAGGAUCGCCUUCUGACAAGGUUAAUUCAUCCAACGUCACAGAAUUGAACACCAAAGGUCAAGACAACAGGACUCUCACAGUAUCAGUUCCGAAUCCUACAGCAUUGAGACGUUAUGGCUUCGUCAGCAGGGCGGUAACUGUCACUACGAACCCCAUUGCCGAGGGUGAAGAGAAUAGCGGUUGGGAAAAGCAGCCACAGCAGGACGACAGAUGGUCGAUGUAG
Messenger RNA from Colletotrichum truncatum, 849 nucleotides. RefSeq names its product CFEM domain-containing protein. The record is from RefSeq and is a predicted model, not a curated record. NCBI's taxonomy places the organism in Eukaryota, Fungi, Ascomycota, Sordariomycetes, Glomerellales, Glomerellaceae.